Molecule: messenger RNA, 1654 nt
Organism: Nematostella vectensis (starlet sea anemone)
Lineage: Eukaryota; Metazoa; Cnidaria; Anthozoa; Actiniaria; Edwardsiidae
Exons: 3
Coding region: 463-1359 (298 amino acids)
Source: RefSeq, a predicted model, not a curated record
AUACAGCAAAAAAAAAAGAAAAAAAAAAUGUCUAUGAACAACAUUUUCUUUAAGGAUCUUUAAUGAUGCAUCUCUAAAAUUCUUCAAAUAUUUAGCGUCCGUCUUUACAUUCCUCCCAUCCCUUUUGGAGUAAAGAAGUAAAGGUUGUAUCUCAAAAGUAGAAUCAAGUACCAGCAUGUACAGAAUAAAUGCCUGGUCUCUCUAAUCCACGCACGCGAAGUGAACAUGAGAUUUUUUGCAUUAACUACGGCUCAUGGAUAAUAAAUAAUAGAAUGGAAAUUUGCCUUUAAAAAUCCUUUUCUGUUCUUAGAAUGUACGUGGAAUUUAAUGCCCGUUGUAUUGGGGGAAUCUCAAGGGAAAACAACUUGUUAGCAUAGAUCGCAAUACUUCGUGCAAAACACCCCAGUACUAUAUUACUAAAAUGUAUGGCUCAACUGUUUGCAAAUCAGCAAACUGGCAGUGAUGCCGUUCAACAUCACGACGACUGAACACCCUAGCGGAGACAGAAUACACUCAAGGAAUGUUUCUAGCAGAGAACAAGACUUAGUCAAUGCGAGCAGGGCUCCAUGGCAUGAAAUUCACCGCGGUUUCCCUUCAAGAUUUUCAAAAGAGAGACACGGAUAUACGCUAUCCACCGUAAAAGUGUUAACCAUAACCAGUGAAGAUGACUCAAUCGGCGUAUUACUUCCUUUAGUUUGUCUUGCGCUAUUUCUCUUCUCAGCAGCCUUUGCCUUUCGCUGUCAGAGAAGAAGAGAAAGAAAAUACCGGGUCUCAAGCCCACAGAGAGUUUCAAAGCUUGGAACCAGCGAGCAGGGCCAAGAUUAUGAUGCCCUGUCAAGACAGCAGAAAAACAGCAACGGCCAUCGUCGCAAACAGCAACUAAAGCAAGGAGGGCAAAACGUCACCCACCUUCACCGUCCUGUCACAAACGUUGUGCCUCCUCCGCUAUGCACCAAUUGUCGAAUUGAGAAAUGGCGUCAGGACGGUAGGACCUGGUGUCAUUCCUUGGGGGAUCGACCAAAUGUUGGAGCAUGCGCAAACGGAAAGCUGCCUUACCGCGAUGCAGAAGCGCAUGUUAUAAAAUAUUACGCUACACCAAACAAGUUUGUGGACUCUCCCGAGUUACUGUCCAGUGUUUUCUUCACUCCCGAGUCAAUGAUCGUGCCUUAUCCUCCCCUCCACGGGAUAACUCCUGCACCGCAUCACGCGAUGGACACGUGCUCUAGCAUCCAUGAGGAUGCGGCCAGCGAAACUGGUUGGGAUGAUGGCUCACCUUCCAGUGUUGCUAACUGCGCCUGCAGGCUGAUCACAGAUAAAGUUGUCGAGCCUAAUAGCGGUAUUCCUGAAGUUUGGGUAUGAAGGGCAGGAGCCUAGAGAUCCAGGAGCCCUAUUUCGAACAAUAAAACCCUACCGCAAUCGGUUGGUACUUACUAAAUAUGGAUUGAUCCAUUUGAGACAACGCACAGGGAGCUCAAACUCCCCUUGUGAUAGGACGCUAGUAGAUAACCCGGUGUUUUCUUUGAAAUAAAUGACGGAUAAACGAAUAAAAGACGAAUUUGCCCCAAUACGAAAAAGAGAAAUCAAACCAUACUAUAUCAUAAGGAUAUAAGAUAUAUCAUAAAGAUAUAAGAGAAUAAAAGCUUUAAAUACGGUC